Molecule: messenger RNA, 714 nt
Organism: Meloidogyne enterolobii
Lineage: Eukaryota; Metazoa; Nematoda; Chromadorea; Rhabditida; Meloidogynidae
Source: the annotation of a GenBank genome assembly
AUGCAAAAAAACUUCAUUAAACAAUGCAAAGUUUGUGGGUCAAAAGAAAAUGUUUGUUUUCAUUUUGGAGUUUGUACAUGUAGGGCUUGUGGGGCUUUUUUCAGACGUUAUAUUGACAACGGAGAAGUAUGCAAAUUUAAAUGUAUAUGUUGGCAAAAACCAUUGUCAAAAGAGAAUAAAGACGGAAAAUCCCAAACAAAUUUGGAAAAAUGUAAAAAAUGUAGACUUGAUAAAUGUCUUCUUGUUGGAAUGAAAAAUGUUUUGUAUUUACGUCAUGAUAUAAACCUAGAAGCAAUGGAAAAACAGAAAAACAGAAUUACACUUCAAAAUCCCCCAAUUGUCGACAUAACUAUCAAUGAUCGACAACAAAUCAACUCAAUUUUACCAAUCAUCGAAGCCAAAAAACGUAUUAUGCAUGCAUUUAAUGAUUUGGAUGAUAUAUUCCUCAAAGGCCCUAUACUGUUUGAAGAAAUACUUUUAUCCGAUUUUAAUAUUUUCCGUUUAGUUGGUAAUUUCUCGCCGAAUCCGAGUCCAAUACCUCUUGAUGAAGUAAAAAGUUGGGAAACUUCAUUGCAAGCCGAGGGAAUGCUUAACAAUCGUUAUCAUAAAUAUUUGUUAGUUGACCGACUUCUGAUUGUUGGUAUAGCUAAAUCUAUUCCUGUUUUUAUAAAAUUGACCUUGACAGAUCAGGUGUUUUAUAUAAACUUUAUGUAA